AUACAAGGGAAUGGCUGCUCCGGCUCCUGGUGGCGGUGCGCCGUCGCCUCGGAAGUCGGUGUCUCCGCAGAGCACGGGGUUUUCGCAGAUUCAGGCCCGGAAUCUGGGUGAGGGUGGUAGCGCGCAGCAGAUGAGUGUGUUGCUGAGCUGGCAUGAGAAGUUGGUUGAGCUUACGGGUACCGGGUCGAUUGUCCGAGUUAUGACGGAUCGGAGGACGGUUUAA
This is a messenger RNA of Aspergillus thermomutatus, 223 nucleotides long. RefSeq lists its product as uncharacterized. The record is from RefSeq and is a predicted model, not a curated record. Gene Ontology annotation, cellular component: Arp2/3 protein complex; actin cytoskeleton. NCBI's taxonomy places the organism in Eukaryota, Fungi, Ascomycota, Eurotiomycetes, Eurotiales, Aspergillaceae. Gene Ontology annotation, biological process: regulation of actin filament polymerization; Arp2/3 complex-mediated actin nucleation. The annotation marks the transcript as partial. The transcript has a single exon.